Leguminivora glycinivorella is the source of this 1570-nucleotide messenger RNA. RefSeq lists its product as uncharacterized. Bases 339 to 800 code for a protein of 153 amino acids. Lineage: Eukaryota; Metazoa; Arthropoda; Insecta; Lepidoptera; Tortricidae. The record is from RefSeq and is a predicted model, not a curated record. The transcript is spliced from 4 exons.
UCUUUGCACAUUAAAUUGUCUGGCAUUGUAAUAAUCGUUAUUUACAAAAUUUGUCACUUAAUUUGUAGAAAUAAUUUUAGUGAAAUAUGUUUACUUAACGUUCUAAUGUAUUAGACGCGUCUACUUUAGGCAUUAGACGUCUGGGCGCUGGGCGGAGGUCACACACGUAUUAAAUAUGUUUAUCAAUAACUUUUAGUCGUUCCUCUUGAAACUACAGUGACGAGAUAAUCCAGAAGUGUUUAAAAAGAAAUCUGAUCAUUGGAACCGGAACCACAACACUUCUCAAGAAGCCAGUCACAUCGCUCCGUAAAGGAAGAUCGUUCAACACCAGUGACAAGAUGGGUCGCGGCGGUGGCGUACCUCCAUCGCGGCCGCCGUCUCAGGCGGCGUACUACGUGGCGCUAGCCGGGGUAGCGCUGCUGUUGCUAAUGUUGUGCUGCUACUUCCUCUACUUCUGCAUUAAGAAGAUCAACGAACUGUCUGAGCACGAAUCACUAUGUGGAGCACCCGCUUCUCGCGCUCAACCCACACCCGCGCGCACUGAAGCCUAUCCUGUGCAGCCAGUGGUGCGAGACAGUGCAACAGCGAUGGCAAAGCUGUGCAAGGAGCUACCGAGCAGCGGCGGUCGGAGCACAGUGUUCCCCGCGGCAUCGUCGCCCGCGGCUCUGCUGGCGGACACGGGCGUGCGCGGCGGCUCGCUGACGUCAGGAGAAGGCGCCACGCUCAGCGAGGAUACCGCCACCACCGGCACGAGCUUGGAGUCCCCUCCGCCUGCCAUCGCGCCAAUGCCUGACAGGUAAACCGUCCCACCACUCAGCAUCAUUUAGAAUUUUAGGUAAACGUAAGCCGUGACAAUAUAUCGGUCACUUUCGCUUAGUUAGCCAUAUUAGAUAUUUAAUUGUAGCUGAGCCUCUGUUUCGCAAAAUUUAUUCAAAAAGUCAUUUAUUCUACAAGUAGGUCCUUUCUAUGUAGUUAAACCUACUUAUCUACUGGUGCUAACUUGCUAAGUGUAGCGGGAGUUUAACAAUUGGUGUAUGUGAAAAAAAAAUGUUUGGUAAAGAUUUACUAAAACGUAAUUCACAAAUAACCUAAGCCUUUACAAAGCUUAAAUUACCUACGUGAAGACAGACGGGCAAGGGCUCUAAUAUAGAAGGCUUUAUGUACUUAUCUGUGUAUAGCCCUAAACUUGAGAGAUACCUACCUUAUAAUGGACCCACUGAUGAUUGCUACUCACAUACAUCUUUGACGUUUUAUUAUUUGAUGUUCCAAGACUGAUAAUGUUUUCAUUUCGGGAAGAAAACGUCUUUGAAAGCGUUGUAUAAUGGACCAACUAUUUAUAUGUUACCCACUGUUAAAAUUUGGAAAACUUUUUACCCUAAACCAAUAAGUAUCGAAUAUAAACGCAUGCAUCCAUAUUAAACAUGAGAAAAAUUCCUAUCUGAUAACGAUAGAAAUAAUAUUAAGUUGGUAUGCCAUAGAGGAUGUGUAUUUAUGUAUAUUAUAGCAGCAGUACCUAUGUAUAUUAUGUAUGUAAUCUGUUAUGUUGGUACGAGUAUGUCUGAGGCGUAUA